AAGCAGGAAGUUAAAACCGGUAAUAACUCCGUAGAAGAAGAAGUAAAGAUGGCGACCGCCGCGGUGAGGACGAUCGGCUCCAGUUUGAGUAAAAACCUCCGAGAGCUCCGCGUCCACCUCUGCCAGACCUCCGCGGCCAGCGGGGGGGCCAGAGACUUUGUGGAGCAGCACUAUGUGAGUCUGAAGAAAUCCAACCCAGACUUCCCGAUCCUGAUCAGAGAAUGUUCUGGAGUUCAGGCCCGAGUGUGGGCCAGAUACGGUUUCGGUAAAGAGAAGAGCGUCUCUGUGGACAACAUGUCAGCUGAUCAGGUGGCCAAAGCUCUGGAGACCCUGGUUCAGUCCAAACCUUAACCCCCCCCGCUGAAGUGGUUCAGUCCGGAUUCAGUGUGUAAAUGUGUUUAUGAAUAUAUAAUAAAGGUUAUUACUGUCACUGUGGGUUUGUUGGGAUUUAAGGAGGUUUAACUAAUAAAUCCACCUUAAACAGA
Messenger RNA from Dicentrarchus labrax (European seabass), 485 nucleotides. RefSeq names its product NADH:ubiquinone oxidoreductase subunit A2 (gene ndufa2). The record is from RefSeq and is a predicted model, not a curated record. Lineage: Eukaryota; Metazoa; Chordata; Actinopteri; Moronidae. Bases 49 to 351 code for a protein of 100 amino acids. The transcript has 3 exons.